AUGGUCAAGAAUUCUGAUAAAGCAGUCCAAAAAACAACAAAUAAAAUACUGAAGACAGCAGAUAAUUCAGGCACAAGACAGUUGGAAUCCAAGCAGAAUAAAAAAACUUCACUUGACACAAACUACGUGAAUGAAACGCAUGUUCAGGAUUUUUUGAGGGCAUUACGGUACGAUCCAAUACGCGAUGUACCUGACGAAGCUGUCAACCAGGCUGAACAUAUCUCUGCUUGGUCUGAUGCAUUGCCUAGAAGUAAUACACCUAAAAGUAAACGUAAACUCAAAGAACAAGAAUCCGCUAAACCUAAAGGUAUAUCGCAUGUCUUAUUGCAAUACCCUUUGAUUAUCUUGAUUGGUUUUGUCAUGUUGAUUGAAUUAACAGCCUAUAUUUCAUUACGUCAAAUCGUCCGAGUUUGGGAAAAUGUGUUUAGUUGGCGAGGUGAAAAGAAGAGACUAAGGGAUAAGCUGAGAGAGUCAAGGAAUUAUAAGGAAUGGUGUGAAGCAGCAGAUGCACUUGAUAAACAUAUGAAGAAAGACGAAUGGAAAAAAAUUAUUCCCUAUGCUUACUAUGAUUAUCGAUUGUUGCAGAAAGUAGUCCGACAUUUAAAAAAGUACCGUUCAAGUGAUACAGCUGAAGAUGCCACUAAUCUAAUGGAUGUGCUCUAUGUCUGUCUGAAGCAGAACUUUGCUGGUAUUGAAAAUGGACGCAUGUAUAGCAACACUUAUUUAGGCACCAAAUCACUCUUGGAAGAAUACGUAGAAGAAGUGACGAAAUCCAUUGAUACACUAGCAAGGAGUAAGCAUAUCUCAAUUGAAGAAAAACGACUUGCAUUCAAAUUAUACAGUAAAAACUACGGUCGCACAGCAUUUUGUUUAUCAGGAGGAGCAGGGUUUGGUUAUUAUCAUUUAGGCGUCAUUAGAGCAUUACUGGAUCGCGGUCUUUUGCCUACAAUUAUCACUGGUACAAGUGCAGGUUCAUUGAUGUCUGCUAUUGUAUGUACACGCACAGAUGAAGAAUUAAACGAAAUACUCAACCCAGCACUUGCUAAACGAAUUCAAAUUUGUCAAGACAGUUGGAAGACAAUGUUUAUUCGAUUCAUGAAGACAGGAGCCGUGUUUGACUCAGAACAAUGGUGCCGUGAAGCUAUGUGGUUUUGCAAAGGUUCGAUCACUUUUAAGGAAGCUUAUGAAAGAACAGGUCGUAUCUUCAAUGUCUCUGUGAUUCCUUAUGACCCACACUCUCCUCCAAAACUUCUCAACUACAUUACAGCACCUAAUUGUGUUAUUUGGAGUGCUAUCCUUGCUUCCGCUGCUAUUCCUGGUAUCUUAAACUCCGUUGUGUUAAUGCAGAAAAAAAAAGGAUCAGACCACCUCGUACCUUACAAUUAUGGACACAAAUAUAAAGAUGGCAGUCUGUCAACAGAUAUUCCUACACUUGCGUUGAACACUCAGUUUAAUGUAAAUUAUACUGUUGUUAGUCAAGUCAAUCCUCACGUUCAUGUCUUCUUUUAUGCCAAUCAAGGAAGUCCUGGUAGACCCGUCACUCAUCUUCAGGGCAGAGGAUGGCGUGGUGGCUUCUUGGCUUCUACUAUUGAACAAAUGCUCAAAUUAGACUUGGCAAAGUGGCUCAAGGUAUUACGUUCAUUAAAAUUAUUGCCUAAAGUACAUGAUCAAGAUUGGAGUUCGAUAUGGUUACAAAAGUUUGAUGGCAAUGUCACUAUUUUGCCAAAAACUGGUCUUUCAGACUGGUUCCAUAUUCUGCGUGAUCCUGAUGAAGAGCGACUAAAGAAGUUGAUGCUUUCAGGACAGUUGCGUACAUGGCCUAAAAUAUCCAUGAUUUCAAAUCGAAUGCGUAUUGAAUUCUCUAUUGAAAAAGCACGUCGAGCACUUCGUAUAGCUCAUAAAAACAAGCGAGAGAACUCACGCUCAGAAUCAGAACUACUCAAACUAUCUCAACAUCUUGAGAACCAAGAUUUGACGCAUGGUAACAUAAGUGAUGCUGGUAGUGGUGAUGAAAUGAUGUUUUUAUCUCGUCGUCGUGUUAGUAUGCCUGGUGCUUCUUUGGUACCUAUUGAAGAUAAAGAUAUGAUAGAUGAGCACAACAGAAGACGCAAGUUUAUGGCUCAAUUUGUAGAUUCUGCAAAGGAAGGCAUCAAUACCACUCAAUCUUCUCUCUAUCCAGACUCGGAUUCAGAUGCAAAUGCAGUCAUUUCAACGAGUCCAACAGAGGAAUCAUAAUAGACAUCUAUUUUUUAAAGCAUAAAAUAUACCAUUCAAUGUGUCACU
Gilbertella persicaria is the source of this 2283-nucleotide messenger RNA. Its product is annotated as acyl transferase/acyl hydrolase/lysophospholipase. The transcript is spliced from 6 exons. The record is from RefSeq and is a predicted model, not a curated record. Gene Ontology annotation, molecular function: triacylglycerol lipase activity. Bases 1 to 2235 code for a protein of 744 amino acids. Gene Ontology annotation, biological process: lipid metabolic process. NCBI's taxonomy places the organism in Eukaryota, Fungi, Mucoromycota, Mucoromycetes, Mucorales, Choanephoraceae.